CCUGAAAUAAACUUCCUGCAAUUCUUUGCAGUGUGCAGGUGUCCGGACUCCCCCCUUUACUCAUGGUCGCCUGUGCAGCCCAUCAGACGACUGAAGGCUGUACCUAAAAUUCUGCCGGCAGUGCGAGCACACUGAAAUGGUUUUGAUCUAGUUACGGUGGACACCUUGUGCAGCUGCAGGCUGUAGCAUCCCUGAGUGUUGUGUUCCAGGAGUCUACACGUGUCGAGGACUGCCUGGAAUAGAAAAAGGAAAGCUGCAGAGAUUGUAAGCUGCUGCUUGAUCCGUGUGGCUGUUGUGCCGAGGAGCAUCAGAACUUUGCUGGAUGGAUCCGACAGCUCAUUGCAGAGUAGAGGUGCUAGAGGGUGCUGCUGAAGAAGAGGCUGAAGAGCCAGACGCUACUGUGCAUGCUACACUAAGUGAGGAGACCAGCAACCAAGAAAAAAGCCACAGUCAAUCAGGGAAUAACAAUGAAGAGAAGCAGCUGGAAAGCUUAAACAGCUACAAGGUAUCACCAAGCUCACCAAACAGUUUGGACGGACCAGACCUGUCCUCCAUUGAUGCCAUGAUGUCAGCAGUGAUGAAUGUGGGGAAGAUUGCUGAAAAUGGUGGGAACUCUCAAAAUGUCAAAUCCCCUACGAAGUCUCCUGCACCAAAUCGGAUUGGCAGGAGGAACCAGGAAACAAAAGAAGAGAAGUCUUCCUAUACCUGUCCUCUCUGUGAAAAGAUUUGCACUACACAGCACCAGUUAACUAUGCACAUUCGUCAGCAUAACACUGACACUGGAGGGACAGACCAUUCCUGCAGCAUCUGUGGAAAGUCUCUGAGCUCAGCGAGCUCGCUUGAUCGCCACAUGCUGGUGCACUCAGGUGAAAGGCCUUAUAAAUGUUCGGUAUGUGGACAGUCCUUCACCACCAAUGGCAACAUGCACAGGCACAUGAAGAUUCAUGAGAAGGAUCCAAACAGCACUGCGAGCACAACUCCCCCAUCCCCGCUGAAGCGCAGGCGAUUGUCUUCGAAACGGAAAUUCAGUCACGAUGCUGAGAUGGACAGAGAGGAAAGGACACCUGCAAAAAAGGUUGUUGAAGAUGGUCACUCUGGUGAAGGGGAUAAGAGGGCUGAGGAGGAAGUUUAUCAUUGUCCAGUGUGUUUCAAAGAAUUUUUUUGCAAGUAUGGGCUGGAGUCCCACAUGGAGACACAUCCAGAUAAUUCACUGAGGUGUGACAUCUGUUGUAUUACCUUUCGUACUCACCGGGGCUUGCUGCGCCAUAAUGCAGUUAUCCACAAGCAGCUUCCCAGAGAUCUCAUGGGAAAACCUUUCAUUCAGAACAACCCUUCAAUACCAGCAGGCUUCCAUGACUUGGGAUUCACCGACUUCUCCUGUAGGAAGUUCCCCCGCAUUGCUCAGGUGUGGUGUGAGACGAAUCUGCGAAGGUGCAUCAGUGACUUCCAUCGGUUUAUUUGCGAGACAUGUAACAAAGCAUUCCCCAUGCUUUCGGCACUCAAACUGCACAUGGAAACUCACGUGGUGGAUCAGGGAAAAGACAAGCACAAGCCACAGUCCACGACCCCACCCAGUGAGAACCCAGACCAGAAAGCCUUCAUGGCAUCCUUGGGCCUACAGUACACCAAAGACAUCAAGCCUGUCAAGCAGGAGGACAAUACACAAGAUGAGGUCCAAGAAAUACAGCUCAGAGCACUGAAGAGUAACCUACCUCAGGAACCCGGCAGCACCGGUCUGCUCAGCCUCUCUCCUCUGGAAGCUGCCUCUAUGGGAGGGUCAUUUUCAGUCCUUCCCCCUACAAAAGAGAACAUAAAGCUUCUUUCGCUGCAGCCUUUCCAGAAGGGUUUUAUCAUCCAGCCUGACAGCAGUAUUGUGGUAAAACCCAUCUCCAACGAGUCUGCCAUUGAGCUGGCAGAUAUUCAGCAGAUCUUGAAGAUGGCUUCUUCUGCUCCUCCUCAAAUCAGUCUUCCUCCACUUUCUAAGGCACCUUCUGUCCCUGUGCAGUCAAUUUUCAAGCAUAUGCCACCGCUGAAGCCAAAGCCUUUGGUAACGCCCCGAACAAUAGUUGCGACCUCUACACCACCUCCUCUUAUCAGUGCCCAGCAAGCCUCGCCUGGCUGCAUCAGCCCAAGCCUCCCACCUCCCCCUCUGAGGUUGAUCAAGAACUCAGUGGAGUCCUCCUCCAACUCUCACCUCGCCCAGCCAGGAGCCAAAUCAAGUGCUUCCUCACAGUUGCUCCUCCAACCCAAAGUAGAGCCUUUAACUCAGCAUGAGAUGAAGACACAACUGGAGCAGGACAGAAUCAUUGAAGCUCUCCUGCCUCUGAGUAUGGAAGCCAACAUCAAGCAAGAGGUCACAGAAGGAGAGCUCAAAGCCAUCAUGGCAGGGGCAGCAAACAAGAAAGCCCCAACCAUGAGGAAGGUUUUGUAUCCUUGCCGUUUCUGCGACCAGGUGUUUGCCUUCUCUGGUGUCCUGAGAGCUCACAUCCGCUCUCACUUGGGUAUUUCCCCGUACCAGUGCAACAUCUGUGACUACAUCGCAGCCGACAAGGCGGCGCUGAUCCGGCACCUGCGGACACACAGUGGGGAGAGGCCUUACAUCUGCAAAAUCUGCCACUACCCCUUCACAGUGAAAGCCAACUGCGAGAGGCACCUGCGAAAGAAGCACCUCAAAGUGACCAGGAAGGAUAUAGAGAAGAACAUUGAAUAUGUCACCAGCAAUGCUGCAGAGAUGGUGGACGCCUUCUGCUCCCCAGACACUGUGUGCAAGCUGUGUGGUGAGGACCUCAAGCAUUACCGGGCCCUCCGCAUUCACAUGAGGACACACAGUGGCUGCCAGAAGAAGAAGCCGUUUGAGUGCAAGGAGUGUGGCACAGCCUUUUCGGCCAAGAGAAACUGCAUUCACCAUAUCCUCAAGCAGCACUUGCACGUGCAAGAAAGGGAGAUUGAGAAUUACAUCUUAGCAGUGGACUGCAGUGCUCAGGAAAGCCAGACAGACCCUCCCUUACUGGAGGACAGCACUUACAUGGACCACAAGUCCGUGACGCCUUUCCUGGAGCCGCAGAACGGCUUCUUGCUCGGGACGCCGUCGCACGUUCCCAUCAAACUUGAACCUACGGGCAACUUCCCUAUGGAUUUCGACGAGCCAUUGGAUUUCUCUCAAAAGAGCAAAACCCUGAGUGCUGUGCAAGUGAAACAGGAGAAUCUCUUUGGCUCUUCUCCCUUGUCCCCGUAUGACUGUUCCAUGGAGCCUAUUGACUUGUCCAUCCCCAAAGCCCUGAAGAAGGAUAAAGAUGAUGUCCCUUGUGAAGCCAAGAACCAAGAAUUGGCUGCUUCAGGGAACAGCGAUAAAGCCUUUAACUGUCUGCAGUGUCCUGUGGUUUUUGGUGCCAAUGGGAACUCAGAGACAAACAUGGCCAUCAGGCACCCUCAGCCACUGAAAGGUUCAUUGCAUUUGACUGUCCCAAUCAUUUCCCCAGCUCUUCUUGGCAAUUCUACCUUGCUGAGACCUUUGAGGCCUAAACCACCACCACCACCUCUCUUGCCAAAGCCUCCAGUAGCUAAAGAGCUGCCACCGUUGGCUUCCAUUGCACAGAUCAUUUCAUCCGUGUCUUCUGCUCCUGCAUUGCUGAAAGCAGAGGCUGCAGACGCUAGUCCCAAGGCAUUGAGCAGCUCCACUGGGUGUGACGUAUCAGGGAAUGCCAAAACAAAAGUGACAAUCACAACCACAAUGCAGAGAGACUCCAGCCUGCCCAGUGACCUGGCUCAGGCCUGUGAGCCAGAGCAGUCUCCUGUUGCUGAUGCCAGCUUGACUAAGAAAAGAGGGAGAAAGAAAGGAACAAAAAACAAGCCUAAGCCCAGCAGUGGUGUGGAUCUGGAGUCAAGUGGGGAGUUUGCCAGCAUCGAGAAGAUGCUGGCUACCACAGACACUAAUAAAUUUAGCCCCUUUCUGCAGUCCACUGAUAAUUUCAAGGAAGAAAGUGGAAGAAAUGGAACAAGUGAGGAUGAAAAGGAAACUGCUGAAGAUAAGCUGCUGAGAGGGAAGAGGAAUGCUUACUCAGACUGCUUGCAAAAUAUCCCCUGCCCUUGCUGUCCUCAGGUGUUUCCGUGGGCAAAUUCCCUGCAGCGGCACAUGCUCACUCACACAGACAGCCAGGCUGAUGCAGAGACACUAGCGACAGGAAACGAAGUCUUGGACCUGACCUCCGGUGAGAAGGAACAGCCAGGUGAAAUAACAGAGCUGCCAGAGAGUGAGCGUGGCCCCAAGGAGGAGCAGAAGGCUGACUCCCCUCCCGCCGAAGAGGAUGCUGAAGAAAAAGCAGAUGGAUAUGAAGAGGGCCCCGAGGAAGAUUCUGUAAGUAACAAAAGUCUUGACCUCAAUUUUGCCAGCAAAUUAAUGGACUUCAAGCUGGCAGAGAGUGACCAGAGUGCAGGCAGCAGUUCUCAGACUGAAAGGAAACAUCCCUGUGACAUUUGUGGCAAAACCUUCAAGUUUGCUGGCACUCUUAGCCGUCACAAAAAGGCCCACACUCGUGAGGACAGAAAGGAUGAAAGGAGCAGUGAGGAUGAAAGCAAAAGCAUUCAGGAUGAUGCAGGAGCUCCCUCGAUGCAGGUCUCUGGUCUUGAGCAGGAAGAGUCUCCGAUGGACUUGAAGGUAGUGGAGUCUCCUGUGGACUUUGAGGCAACAGGAAAGGAGAAUGAAGAGAGCGAAAGCAUCUCUGAGGGGGAAGGCACAGAGAGAAAGUCCACUGAGAAGAGCAGUGAUGACAGAAAACCAAAGACUGAUGGGGCUAAGAGUACUGAAAAAGCAGACAAAAGAAAGAAAGUCUGUACUGUGUGCAACAAGCGUUUCUGGUCUCUGCAAGAUCUGACGCGACAUAUGCGGUCUCAUACAGGUGAGAGACCUUACAAGUGUCAAACCUGUGAACGGACCUUUACUCUGAAACACAGUCUGGUUCGUCACCAGCGCAUACACCAGAAAGUCAAAACCACCCGAAACCACGGGAAGGAGAGUGACAAGGAGGAGACCCAGUCGAGGUGUGGAGAAGACAGCGAAAAUGAGUCUAGCCACAGCGGCACCAACCCCAUCUCAGAAAACGAGUGUGACUCUGCAGGGGCUGUCGGUAGCCUCACGGGAAGCCGAAAUGAGUCCCUGGCUGGCACGGUCAAGGACUUGCCCUGCAGAGAGGAGAGGCCAAGCGGGCGAGGAGCCAGCACCUGCCCCCUGGAGCCCAUCAAGAGUGCUCAGAAACAGACUGCGAAAGACCAGGAGCCUCGGGCUAGCUCUGAGCAGGAGAGGCCCUCAGGUUUCAUUCAAGACUUGCUGGAGAUGCACAACAAAAAGUCUCCCCUGAAUCACAUCCUCGCCCCUGCAGACAGCACGCCUCAGCUCCUGGGGGUCGAAUGACUCGGCUUAGGGGUCAGACCUGUCCCGGCGUGCCCGGCUGAAGGCAGCAGAGCGAGGUUGCUGGAGUCUGGGGUUUUGAAGAGCGACCUGGAGCUGGCGGGGAGUGGAGAACGGCAGACUGGAUGCAGUGCCAUAUGCCUUUCAGUAUAAUAAUGCAAGAGAACUACAGUCUAUACUGAUUUGAGUGCCUUACUACUUUAUUAGAUCUUUUGGUAUCAUAGAUUUUUUUUUUCCCCAAAAUGAUUUCUUUUUUUUUUUAAUAUUUUAAUGAAUUAUUUGGAGAGGACCUUUUUCAUUUAAGCAUUAAUGUUACCUUUUGUAUUGGUGUGCGUGAGCUUGUUCUUGUUCAAUCUGUGAUAGUUACUGUGUUUGUUCUCUGAGCUGGAAAUGGGGGCAGUGGGGUGGGAGGCCCUUAGAUACCACAGACAAUAACUGGAAGAAAACUGAUGUGAAUUUCAUAUGAACUAGUCAGAGGAAAACGCAGGUUGAGAUGUUGAUUUAUUUCGUUCUCAGUAGAUGUUCUUGCGUUUGCCACACGGUGGAGCAUUAAGCCUGUUCCAGGGCUCCCACUCUGGAGCCGAGCCUCAACAACGUGGCGCGUUCGAAGGUGUUUCAAAGUGGUUCGAGCCAAAAGCAGGAAACACAACGAAUUUCAACCUCAUGCUUGUUUCCACUUUUCAGCAUUAGAAAUGGUCUUCGAAAUCCUUUUUUUUUUUAAUUAUUAUUAUUAUUAUUAUUAUUUUGAGAGGGGGGGUGGGGAAGGGUGUUCUGGCCAUCGUGGACUGAGCAGUGUAUACAGAGAAGAGUUACAUAGCAACAUAACCUAUGGAAAUGAUGCACCCGCUGUUAUAUAUGUUUGAUUUGCUUCAAUAUAUUAUUAUUAUUAUUAAUAUUAUUAUUAUUAUUUUAUUAUUAUUAUUAUUUUAUAAAUCCAUCAGUUGGCUUGUCUCUGCAGUCAGCAGAAACCGAUGGGCAAUAUUUGCCCCUCCCCCCCUCCCGCAGAUGCGUAACGCAGCUUGGAUUCCCCUCACCAAAAUUGCUGGGUUUUGUUUUUUUGACUUAGCGCUUUCACCAGCUCCUCUUCUUAUGUUGCAGCUCUUCUACUGUACUCUCAAUGAACCCCUUCCUCUCGCCAGAGAGUCGAACAGAAACCAGCGAGGUACCGUCGCACCCGUACAGGGGAGCAUCUCACUCGUGGUGCGGGGGGGUGUGUCUGUGGGCAGGGAGGAGACACUUGCGCGAACAAGGAGGCUAUGUAAGGCCCCUCCAGGCGCAUCAGAAGUACCGCGAGUGGCAGAUGAAUCCCGUUAGAAUCCCGUUGGUGACAGCGUGUGUUACUCAGAGCAAAGUUAUUCUGUCUUCCAGUCCAAAGCUAGCAAGAGAGAAAGGCAAGCCCUACCCGUCGUCUUGCUGCCGGUGCGUUCUGGAGCAAGAAAAUACUACUGGUAAUAAAAACUACAGACAUGUUAAAAGUAAAUAAAAUAAAUUAAAGAAAAAAAAAGAGAAUAAAUAAAAUAAAAGAAAUUCUUCCUGAGAUUUUGGGGUUGAUGCUUGAAGACUUAGAGGUGUGUUGUCUAAAUUUCAUAUCAAAUCUAAUCCCUUUAAUGUUGGCAGCUGGGAUUUCUCCCCAUGGCUCCUGUUGCCGGCAACAGGUGACACUCCAGCCACCACUGUUGAAGGGGUCGAGCAAAAUGUCUCCUACUGUAGCUGUGCAUUUUUAGGAGUGCCCAGCGUUGAUUGUUUUGUUGUUGUCCUUUGUUGUCAUUUGUUGUCCUUCUUGUUGUUUGUGAAUUGUCUGUCAGUCGUGACCUCUGGGACAGACAGAGCCAUAAUAGCAUUGCCGGAGCCUCACUGUGCUAUUCCACCGCUGCAGCCCUACCCUCCCAAGCCCAGCCCUCACUGGGACCCUCCUUCCCUCCCCUCUCCUUGCAGAAACGCGUUUCCUGCUCUCUCCAGGCAUGGAGGAAGGUGAGCCUCAAACCCAGCCUAGAUUAUAUUUCAUAGAAACUUAUACAAUUCUCCCCAAAUUUUCUGGAGGCCAAAAUCUCAUCGUCCAGAAUUCAGAUGCAAGAGAAAGGUUUUCGAGUAGUAUUCUUGCGAAUAGAGUUGAGAAGAACCAGCUGAUGGUUGAGCUAUCUGUAACGAUUUCUGUUGAGGUGGCUGCGGUGACUUCUCUUGAGGUGGCUGAUGUCUGUUGAGGUAUCUGUGAUGACUUCUGUCGAGAUACCUGAUUUCUGUUGAGGUAUCUGUGAUGAUUUCUGUUGAGGUAUCUGUGAUGACUUCUGUCGAGAUAUCUGUUGAGGUAUCUGUAAUGACUUCUGUUGAGGUAUCUGUGAUGACUUCUGUUGAGCUAUCUGUGAUGAUUUCUGUUGAGGUAUCUUGAUUUCUGUUGAGCUAUCUGUGAUGAUUUCUGUUGAGGUAUCUUGAUUUCUGUUGAGCUAUCUGUGAUGAUUUCUGUUGAGGUAUCUGUGAUGACUUCUGUUGAGGUAUCUUGAUUCCUGUUGAGAUAUCUGAUUUCUGCCGAGGUAUCUAUCUGUGAUUUCUAUUGUUGGGAAUUGUUAUUUUUGGUGUUACUCUUUGUGUAAAUAGGGAUGUUUGAAGCAGUUCAGAAUGAAAGCUAAGGCCAGCUCUAGGUAAACUCGUCACAACCAAUGAUUCAGAUGAAAACUCUCUACCCAGGUGCAUUCUACUCAAACCCCUCUCACGCAUCCCUUAAAUUGUUAAUACUAUUAUAAUUAUUAUAAUUAUUAUUAUUUUGGGGUUGGGGUUUGUUUUUUUUUUUGGUCAUUUGGGGGUGUGUUUUUGUUUGUUUGUUUUGUUGUUGUUGGGUUUUGUUUUCUCUUGCAGCUCUCCACACUUAAAACUGCUCGAUAACUGUGGGAGAGAAGCCAUUACUAAACUAUAUGCUGCAGAAUGAUGUAGCAAGUAAUUAAUUCCCAGCAGCCUGCCGGGACGUCUGCUAGCAAUAAUCACUAUUGAUUUAAAGCUUUAUUUAGCCUUUUAUCUAUAUCCUUGUAGAGUUUUAAGGUCUUGCCACAUUUUAUUGACAUGUUUAUUAGUUGAGUUUGACCGAGAACCGUUGCUGUUGUUGGGCUGUUUCGUUUUGUUGGGUUUUUUUGUUUCCUCUCCUCCCCUUUUCCCCCCUCCCUUCCCUCCUUCCCCCCCCCCCAAGUAUUAAACUGUGAAAUUGAUAAUGUUUAUGGGUGAAUCUUAGGCUUUAGUUUGCAUGUUCAGCUAAUUUGUCUCUAUACAAUUUUUUUUUGUUUGUUUGUUUGAAUCUUUUUAUUGUUUUGUUAUUUUUGGUUGGUUUGUUUUGGGUUUUGUUUUUUUUUUCCUCUCUCAGGGCUUUUACAAAAAAUAUUAAAAAAAAAAAAACAAACAAAAAAAAGACAUAAAAAGAGAAAAAAAACAAAAGGAUCUGAAAUUCUUUUUUUUUGCCUGAGUUGCAAUGGACUUAACAUUGAGAUAAUUCAAUCACUACAUUAAGCACUUGACUGUGAAAGAGCAAAAGAAAAAAGAAAGUAACUAAAUAAAGGAAACAAAAAAAGAGAGAAGCUUGUUUGAGGCUGUUGUGAAAUAACUUCUGGGGGCUACGUGAGAGCCUGAUUCCAUUUUCAGAGCGAUUCAUUCUCUUCUCCCUCCUCUCUCUGUCUCUCCUUCCUUUCUUCUCUCUCUCUCUCCACGAAGGAAGUUUAAUCCUAGUGAUUUCAUCCCACACAGGAAACAGUCAUAAAUGUGUAGAAUUCAUUAUUUUUUUUUUCUCUAAAGGGAACUUAAAAACUGCUGCUACGAAUUGUGUACAAGACUGGUUAAAUGCCACAUGAACAGAGAAUCACACGUUUUGUUUUGGUACUCUUACUCCUCUUUUCGUCCCAUUGUACAGUACUUCCAAAUCCAAACUGAAAAGUACAAGUUUUGUUCUGUAUCAAACCAUCUAAGCAAUAAAAUGUUGUAUUUAAAAAUUA
This is a messenger RNA of Pogoniulus pusillus (Red-fronted tinkerbird), 9372 nucleotides long. It is a transcript of the gene RREB1, whose product is annotated as ras responsive element binding protein 1. The transcript is spliced from 11 exons. Gene Ontology annotation, cellular component: nucleus. Gene Ontology annotation, biological process: regulation of transcription by RNA polymerase II. Bases 323 to 5407 code for a protein of 1694 amino acids. The record is from RefSeq and is a predicted model, not a curated record. NCBI's taxonomy places the organism in Eukaryota, Metazoa, Chordata, Aves, Piciformes, Lybiidae. Gene Ontology annotation, molecular function: DNA-binding transcription activator activity, RNA polymerase II-specific; RNA polymerase II cis-regulatory region sequence-specific DNA binding.